AUGACCCUUGCCGUCCCAAAGGACAGUGACCAACAUCUGUCUACUGCUGAGGUUUGUUCGUUGGUCGGGCAGCCUGAUGCGGAUACCGUCCUUCAUGUUGAGAGGCUCAGAUAUCUGCGGCAGCUAGUGGCGGGGGCCCCGAGCGAGUUGUGGGCCUUGGUGCGGUUGGAUUUGCCGUACCUCCGAGCUCUCCAGUCCUCGAUGGCUUGGCUUUACUCUUGGGUUCACCGCACCACCGACCUGCCGUGUCCCAACACCGAGCCAGAGCCGUGGACCUCUCUGAUGUGCCAGGCGCCGGGUCGCUUCAAGGGGCUAGUGCGUCGGGCUCGGGGCCUCGUUGACCCCGCUACCUACCACAAGGGCCUGUUAGAAGCUCUGCUUACCCUCGACCGCGUUGACUGUGACACGGUUUGGAGUACCAUCAAGGACUUCGUCGAACCCCUUUCGGUACUCCGUGCCACGGUGGAUUUAUGGGCGUCCACACCGUGCGUUGUCCCUGAUGUGGCGGAGGUAGCGGAGGACGUGAAGCUGAUGCUUGAUCCCCAGCCGUGCUGCGAAGAGUUCCGCGCUUCUCGUGUCUCAGGAGAGAGUGCGGAUACCUUUGCGGGGCUUGAUUGGCGGCCAUCAUGCCAGCUUCCCUUCGUCCUGACCGGGGAUGUGGCCGUGUUCCGACUUGAGGACCCCCCGCUCAAGGGAUAUGUGUAUCCCUUCACUUGCAGCUUGCCUUUGGCUGCGGCGUCGGGGUUCAUGCGUUGGUUUGAGGCUAGCUGUGAUGUCCUGGGGGCCUUCGCUCAGACGUCUGCGGCACACCCUGUGAGUCUCCACGCUUCUGCUGCUGCACUGGCAGAGCUCGAACCGGCUAGUGCUUGGCUCCUGCGUGCGGGUUUUGUACAGACCGCCUCGGGCCUCCGUUCGCCUGGUUCUUGA
Messenger RNA from Symbiodinium sp. CCMP2592, 927 nucleotides. NCBI's taxonomy places the organism in Eukaryota, Dinophyceae, Suessiales, Symbiodiniaceae. The record is from the annotation of a GenBank genome assembly.